Messenger RNA from Cercocebus atys (sooty mangabey), 899 nucleotides. RefSeq names its product coordinator of PRMT5, differentiation stimulator (gene COPRS). Bases 80 to 634 code for a protein of 184 amino acids. The record is from RefSeq and is a predicted model, not a curated record. The transcript has 4 exons. Gene Ontology annotation, molecular function: histone binding. Lineage: Eukaryota; Metazoa; Chordata; Mammalia; Primates; Cercopithecidae. Gene Ontology annotation, cellular component: nucleus.
GGAUCUUCGGGCUGGCGGCCGACAGGCGCGCGUCACGUGGCCCACGGCGUCCAGGGCGCCGAGCCGCGGGCAGCCGGGCAUGGACCCUCAGGCCGCCAGGGCCCAGGCACGGCGGGCCGCGGAGCCGUCUCGGGGCCCGCCGCUGCCUAGCGCGCAGGAGGCGCCCCCCAGCCCGGAGGCUGGCUUUGCUACAGCUGACCACUCCAGUCAGGAGAGAGAGACUGAGAAGGCUAUGGAUCGACUAGCCCGUGGAGCACAGAGCGUCCCUAAUGACAGUCCUGCCCGGGGUGAGGGCACCCAUUCUGAAGAGGAAGGUUUUGCCAUGGAUGAGGAGGACUCUGAUGGAGAACUGAAUACCUGGGAGCUGUCAGAAGGGACAAACUGUCCACCCAAGGAACAGCCUGGUGAUAUUUUUAAUGAGGACUGGGACUUGGAGUUGAAAGCAGAUCAAGGGAAUCCAUAUGAUGCUGACGACAUCCAGGAGAGCAUUUCUCAAGAGCUCAAACCUUGGGUGUGCUGUGCCCCACAAGGAGACAUGAUCUAUGACCCCAGCUGGCACCAUCCGCCUCCACUGAUACCCCAUUAUUCCAAGAUGGUCUUUGAAACAGGACAGUUUGACGAUGCUGAAGAUUGAGUGUGGAGCUUUCUGCCUUGUAGGUGGGCGGGCCUCCACGUCAAGAUCUCUUUUCCUGUCUUGGAGGUGAAAAGUCGUAUCUGAGAAAACGUUCUCAGUGACCCCUAGUCUGCAGUACACAGACUAGUUCUUUAUUGAACAGUGUUCAAUAAGGCCCCGUCGUUCUCCCCAGUCUGUUGUUGUUACUAAUGGGCUCCUCCUUGGAAUGUGUAUGUUUGUGUCAAGAGGAGUUGUGUUCUUUGUAAAUAAAGGUUAAAAAAAGAAA